CACAUGUGGACCAGUGGACCCACCGCUCCCUGCCAGCUCUUCCAGCCCCGCUUGCGAGCCCGUCCUUAAAUUCAGCCUGCGCGUGUCGCAGAAAAUUUCACGAUCUCUUCCACUCCCACUUCUCUCUGCACCAGCACCCAAUCCAACCUGCGCAGCGCGCCACUGCUCUCCUUGCGCCUCGAGUCUACUCAUACUCUUGGUGCUCUGCUAGAGACAGCAAUGUGAAGACUCGGACCGCCUUGUCCCAAUCGAGCAAGCCGAAGACGAUUAUUCCUGCAGCGCGACUCGACGUCCACCUGGUCGACCACCAUGGCAGCCUCUUCGAAAAGUGCGCCUAUUCCCCUGAAGAUGGACGGCUUCACAGUCGGCAUCAUUGGCAUGGGUGACAUGGGCAAGAUGUAUGCCCGGAGGCUCAGCGAAGCUGGAUGGAGGAUCAUGGCCUGUGACCGAGAAGAGCAUUACGAGAAGCUACAGCAAGAGUUUGCUGGCAUGAGCAAUAUACAAAUCCUCCGAAAUGGCCACUACGUGUCCCGCAUAAGCGACUACAUCAUCUACAGCGUGGAAGCUGCUGCCAUUGACCGUGUUGUUGCCGAGUUUGGACCAUCGACCAAGCUCAAUGCCAUUGUGGGCGGCCAGACGUCCUGCAAGGAUCCCGAGAUCAAGGCCUUUGAGAAGCACCUGCCGCCAGACGUGGACAUUGUCUCGUGCCACUCGCUUCAUGGACCCCGGGUCGAUUCGAAGGACCAGCCUCUUGUCCUCAUCAAGCACCGGGCCAGCAAUGACUCGUUCAUCAAAGUCGAGACGGUCCUGCGGUGCUUGCAGUCGAAGCACGUCUACCUCUCGGUCCACGAGCACGACCGCAUCACAGCAGACACCCAGGCCGUCACGCACGUCGCAUUCCUGAGCAUGGGCAAGGCCUGGCACGCCUCGCAGCAAUUCCCCUGGGAGGGUGCGCGCUACGUCGGCGGCAUCGAGAACGUCAAGAUCAACCUGACCCUGCGGAUCUACAGCCAGAAAUGGCACGUGUACGCAGGCCUCGCGAUCCUGAAUCCAGAGGCUCGCAAGCAGAUUGCCCAGUACGCAACCUCGACGACAGAGCUGUACAAGCUGAUGCUCGGCGGACAGGCCGCCGAGCUACGGCAGCGCGUGCUCCGCGCAAAGGAGCGGGUUUUUGGCACCGAGGACAGCCCGCGCUGGGAUGCGAACCCGCUCCUGGACGACCGCGUGCUGGACCAGUUCAGCAUUGGUGGCACAGGGGCGCAACAGCCAGUCGCUCCACUUCCCAACAACCAUCUCUCCCUGCUUGCCAUGGUGGACUGCUGGUCCGAGCUGGGCAUCCGCCCGUACGACCACAUGAUUUGCAGCACGCCGCUGUUCCGGCUGUGGCUCGGCGUCACAGAGCACCUGUUCCGUGAUCCCGCGCGGCUGGACGACGCGCUGCGCAUCUCGAUCGAGGACAACACCUUCCGGUCUGACGAUCUUGAGUUUACCUUUGCGGCGAGGGGAUGGGCAGAGUGUGUGAACCUGGGACACUUUGAUACCUGGCGCGAGCGGUUUGUUGUUACACAGCGGUUCUUCGAGCCGCGGUUUCCGGGUGCGAUUGAGAUUGGAACGGCGAUGGUCAAGGCGGUGUUGGAGAGCACGAGGUCGUAAGGGCUGUGCUGCUCUUUUCCAUUUUUCGAAGUUGCCAAGCGGGGUAAUCAAUAUGGAUAUUGACAUGCUUACAUGGUGU
Molecule: messenger RNA, 1732 nt
Organism: Microdochium trichocladiopsis
Lineage: Eukaryota; Fungi; Ascomycota; Sordariomycetes; Xylariales; Microdochiaceae
Product: prephenate dehydrogenase
Exons: 5
Coding region: 310-1653 (447 amino acids)
Biological process (GO): L-tyrosine biosynthetic process
Molecular function (GO): prephenate dehydrogenase (NAD+) activity; NAD+ binding; prephenate dehydrogenase (NADP+) activity
Source: RefSeq, a predicted model, not a curated record